Molecule: messenger RNA, 2210 nt
Organism: Oncorhynchus nerka (sockeye salmon)
Lineage: Eukaryota; Metazoa; Chordata; Actinopteri; Salmoniformes; Salmonidae
Product: RNA-binding protein 7-like
Exons: 5
Coding region: 196-1017 (273 amino acids)
Biological process (GO): regulation of alternative mRNA splicing, via spliceosome
Cellular component (GO): nucleus
Molecular function (GO): single-stranded RNA binding
Source: RefSeq, a predicted model, not a curated record
AUGUCCUUUUUUUUUUUACUGGAGCGCAAGAGCAUAUGUCGUAAAACAAGAUGGUUAUUGCAACUCCAGCUAAGGAAUUACGUUAGUUUUGCUUUACGGCCGUACCACGGACCUCCUGUUUUUAAAAAUCGCAGCAUUGUAAUUUGUUUACAAAUUUGCAUCCCGAUAAAGUGCAUUAGGUAUAAUUAAAACGAGAUGGGAGUAGCGGAUGAAACAGACAGGACUCUCUUUGUUGGAAAUUUGGAUCCAAAAGUGACGGAGGAACUUUUAUUCGAGCUAUUUUUACAGGCAGGACCUCUGUUCAAAGUGAAAAUCCCAAAAGACAAUGAUGGAAAACAGAAAGCGUUUGGAUUUGUCUGUUUCAAACAUGAGGUGUCCGUACCCUAUGGCAUGAACCUGCUCAAUGGGGAAACUCUAUUCGGAAGGAGUCUCAAAGUACAGUUCAGAGCAGGAAGCAGUCACAUUAACAGUCCGGGGCACUCUAAGAAUCAAAGCCCUGUGAAUACUCCCAAUCCACAUGGGGCUGCGGGCAGGUUUGACAAGAGCCCAGACCAGAUGGGCUCCCCAUCAUUUUCACCCUCUCAGCACAUCCAGAGGUCCUUCUCCUCUCCUGAUAGUCUGCAGAGACAGGCCAUGAUGAACAACAUGUGGCAGCUCCAGAUGCAGCAGCUCCAGGGGGUGAAUGGAUGCUUCCCAGCUGGUCUUCUGGGGCAGCCACCACCACAACAGCUACAGCCACAGAGUGGUGGAGGUGGUGGGUCCUGGCAACUGGACAGCUCCUCACAGCGAGGCAACAGGCAGGGGUACCAGCAGGACAGCAGCAGCCACUACGGCAGGGACCAGCGGUACCCAGGAGGCUCUGAUGACACCGGUUCCAACCGCCACCACCGCAGCCAGCGAGAUGACCAGCGAGGUGAACACUAUAACCAUGACGACAGGAGUGGGAGCAGCGGAGGCAACCGUAGCAGAGAUGACAAGUGGAGGGACAGCUCCAGAGAUGGCCGGUGGAGACGAUAAUGAAGCACUAUGGGAAUUUAAGAACAGCAUUGUGAAUAUUUUUCACUUUUUUUAAAGGACAUUUGAGUAUUUUACAGAUUUGUCACAUACUCGGUGUAAAUCCUAAUCAAAACAAUUCUGAAUUUAUAUUGAGAGAAACAUUUUCAUGCUUGAAAUGCAUUUUUAUUUUUUACAAUUGGUUAGUCAUAUGUUUAGGAUGAUAUUGAAAAUAUUUAAAUGCACUGGACUGUGUCCAAGUAAACAAAAUAUUGAUUGGUUAUUUUAAAUUUACUUGAGGUUUUCCACAAUUGUUUUACUGUGAAUUAAAAAAAAAAAAAAAAUGGAGAUUAAAUAGAUUUUUAUACUGUCCCCUGGGGAAUUGUUAAAUCAUUCUACCCUAUUAGUUAUAGCUUUUUGAAGGCAAGGUUUGUUUGAAAAUAUUUGCUGUGUUUGUCAAGUAUUGGUAUUGCUGUGAACAAUUCCUUUUAUACAAGGUAUGGUGCUCAACUGUUUUUAGUGGGAAAUUGCUCAGCUAUUCAGUAAAAAAAAAGUACACUUACAUGCUGACCAGACCGGACACAUCGCGUGCGUCGCAAAAUACAUUUAGAAAUUGUGUUAUUCAAUUAUUGCACCCACACUGCUCGCGCGUGCCAACGAGCUAAAAUAGAACUCCUUUCUAUUUCUGACACAGAUCGUGCUGAAAGUCCUGCCUCUCCCAUCUCCUCAUUGGUUUAUAGAAGCAGGUACCCGUGUGCCAUCUCCUCAUUGGUUAUAUCGACGUGGGUGAUUGAAAUACUAACUGUUUUGCUGGUCGUCAUGGUAAUACUAUGAAAGUUUAGAUGCCAAUCACCAUAUAAUUUCAAAGAUGAAAAAGCCUGGAAGGAGGAGAGAUGACUAGAAACGAUUCGGUUGGCUGUUUUAUGUGUGGAUUAAUUGUAGGAGUACAGGUCCUUGUGCAUUUCAGGUAAAAUAACAACUCAAUGUUUAUAUCCCAGGACAAAUUAGCUAGCAACAGCAAGCUAGCUAAACAGGAUAAAUUAGCUAGCAAGUGGAAGCUAACUAGCUAAAUUGCCAUACAUGUUUAAUGGUUUUCGACCCGUCCCCAAAUUAAUGUCAUUGGUUCAGAGUUUGUUUUGAUAUUUAACCUGCGUGUCGAUGUUUGCGUUUGGUGUAGGGGAACAAAAUAAAUGUAUGCACGAUGGUGUACAAGCUCA